Messenger RNA from Paracoccidioides lutzii Pb01, 660 nucleotides. RefSeq lists its product as hypothetical. The record is from RefSeq and is a predicted model, not a curated record. Bases 1 to 660 code for a protein of 219 amino acids. The transcript is spliced from 2 exons.
AUGACAUGGGCAACAGCCCUCACUGCCACGGCGUACUACAUCGUCUACCCCCUCACCCUCCAAGCCAAUAUCCUGCUGGUCGUAUUGAAGACCGUCGCCGCUCCUUGGGUAUAUGUGGGACUCUAUAUGUUACAUAUCUUCAUUAUAUCACCCGUUCGCUUCCUGCUGAAGUUCGAGCCCCUAUACAUCUUCUUCAGCAUUGCUAGCGUUCUAGGAAUUUCCACGGGGAUAUUCCUGCAUUUCAUAUCUAGGUAUAUGCAGCAAGCACUUGGCAUCAGUUCUAAAACUGGUGGGAAGAAUAUUCAGGAUCUAAGCUACCACGGCAAGACUGAGAGGGCGGGUGACAGUUAUUUAAUCCACCCGAAUCUAAGCAUCAACGAUGGCAAGGAUGAUUUAAGAUCCAUGAGGGAAUGGGAUGCAGCGGAAGUUGAAGCCCAAAGUGGUAAUACGGAUACGUCUGGUUUGUAUUCGAAGACGAGGAUGGGAGGUAUGCUGCGUAUACCCGCGAUGAAGCAAGAGUGGGUGGAUAUCUACCCAGCAAAUGUAUUGGGGUCUGGAAAGUGGAAGGGGAAGGCUAUGAAUGGGAAUGGAGGAGAUGAACUUGCGAUAAAUCCCGAGGGAAGGAGAGAGAACCUUUUAUCGACGAUGAUUUUCGAAUAA